This is a messenger RNA of Sinocyclocheilus rhinocerous, 728 nucleotides long. Its product is annotated as proline-rich protein 13-like. The transcript is spliced from 2 exons. The record is from RefSeq and is a predicted model, not a curated record. Bases 109 to 435 code for a protein of 108 amino acids. Lineage: Eukaryota; Metazoa; Chordata; Actinopteri; Cypriniformes; Cyprinidae.
UCAUGUAUUGUUGUUUUUCGUCUCCUAGGACCACCAUACGCAGGACCUCCAGCCGUUCAGCCGCCCAAUCCUGCCUUUCCUGCACCUCCAAACCCAGCAUAUCCAGCCAUGCCUAUCCCAUCCUACCCACCCGGACCCAACCCCGUCUAUCCUCCCGGCAUGAACCAGCCCUCAGCCAUGCCUUACAGCACACCAUACCAGCACCCCUUUCCCCCGGCUGUGACCGCGCCGCACGCGCCGUUCCCUGCAGCAGGACACCCCUGCCCCGUGCCGCAGUAUGGGGGUCCCCCGGCCGCAAUCAUCGGCGCACCUGGACACAAGAAACACAAGAAGAUGAAGAAGAUGAAGAAAGGGCAUAAAGCUCACAAGGAAUAUAAACACAUGAAGCACGGCAAGCAUUCCUCGAGCAGCAGCAGCAGCAGCAGCAGUGACUGACUGAAGAGCAGCUCCUGAACCGAUUCCUCUGAUUUCACAAGUGUCAGGGCAGAGCCCCGCAGCAAUAACAUGAUCAACUAAUGCAGUGAUGUAUAGCACUUAAUUAAAUGUGUUUCUGUGAGUCUGAAUGCUUUUCUAAUCAAUUAAAGAUCUUUAAAUAAUGAGCUGUCCUUGUCAGGAGAUCCGCUCGUCUUCAUUAUGUAAUGUCAGACGUUUGCUUCUAUUUGAGAACGGACCUUUGUAAUUAAACAAGCUCACUUCCUUUGUGCAUUAAACUUACUUUGAAGAGAAAA